Messenger RNA from Umbelopsis ramanniana AG, 1550 nucleotides. RefSeq lists its product as uncharacterized. Lineage: Eukaryota; Fungi; Mucoromycota; Umbelopsidomycetes; Umbelopsidales; Umbelopsidaceae. The transcript is spliced from 3 exons. The record is from RefSeq and is a predicted model, not a curated record. The coding region runs from base 160 to 1395 and encodes 411 amino acids.
ACCGGACUUUUGUACAUUAUGUAACAUAUGAUAAAAAUUUACUUUUUAACCUCAAAACCCUCGGCAGCAUAUCUUUAACGAUUUCAAUGCAUUGGCUUCACAUAACCGAAGUCAUACCGACGAAUGCAUGCUUUGGUGGACGGGUGAUGCAAGCCUUCAAUGUAUGCAUGUGACUAUUUCGUUUCCCGACGUAAGGGCCAAUCCGACCGCUGCCCCCCGAUCGGCCCAUCCACCGCAACACGUCCCGGAGAACAGAAACUUGACGUGCCUAAAGAGCUUAAACUAGAUACUCAAUCCCAAAUGACCCCUCCGCCCACCAGCACCGACUAUAGUCUACUAUCACCUAAUCUCAGCGACAUCUUGAACGACGAUCAAGUACUCAAAUUCUAUCAGAGCGUCAAAGAUAUCAAGGCUCAACAGUCGCCGACCAAAACAGCUGCCAUGUUUUUUGCGUUUUGUCAUGCUUUAAACCAACAAACGACAUUUUUGAAAGUCCCCAACCUGAACCGGCUACUCUUUCGACAGGACGAGAAAUGCUAUUCCGUCGAUGUGACUGGCACUGGCCAAGACAAUGUCGAUGCCUUAUCUGAUUUCUGUUUAGACAUAUUGAGGUUAGACCGAUCGACAGCAAAUACAAUUUUACAAGAUGUCAUGAGCCUGCGACCCUCUGAAAUGACAUCCAAGCGUCACCCGUCCGAUAAAAAUGCAAAGCGAGAAGGCUCGCAAUUUGCCAACGGAACAGUGGCCAAGAAGCCAAGAAAAGCUGGCUUGCAAGCCAAAGAAUAUGACGAAAGAAAACUCGGAAUGCUGAAUGAUUUGUUACGAAUAUCUGAUCACGAUCUUAAACAACUUGCCAAAGUCGUAGAAGAUACCGUUGGCAAGAUAAUAAAAGGCGAAGUCCCUGAUGACGAGAAGGAUAUGGACGCUCUCGCCAUGUUUUCCAAAUACGCCAAUGCAGCGGCUCACAUGGAAACAGACUUUGCACCUAGAAACGCUGGAUUUUACUACAACCACGAAUACUUCCAAUUAUACCAAGCAUAUCGAAAAUAUGAGAAAGAAAGAGAACAGUUGAAUCACGCUGGCGCUUCAGUCGAUACUCGAUCCAUCUCAGUGCAAUGCCGGUCCGAGCUUGAGAAAAAACUUCAAACUACAAAUUGGGAGGCGAUACGGAGACGAUUGACCAUUGGUGAAAGAAUAACGGCUUUAGCGCAAGCGAUUGGACCUGGCUACCUGCUUCUAAGUCGACAGGUGUCUGGUCGUAAGCUAUUGCAUACCUUCAGCACAGUUGAAUGGGUCAAAUUUAUGAACGAGCUAUCCCAGCCUGAGCAUAUAGAGGCAGUUAGCACAUUGAAAUAUAGACUAGCAGCCGAAAACUUGUAUGCACCUACCAUGUAAAUGAUACCGAGCAGGCGGGUUGUGUACAGUUUUCAAAAUUCUGCUCAUUUUGCUUUGUAUACCUUUUCAUCGUUUACUCUGUAGCAUUUUCAUUCCCAUGUUUUUCUCUCCACAGAUAAAUUUUUUUUGGUGUUUUUUAACGUAACGAUGUCGUU